CGGCCAGACACGCGAUCGCAGCGCUCCUCGCGGUGGUGGUAGUGGUGGCGGCGGUCGUCUCGGCCGACGGAGACCUGCCGAGCCGUUGGAAGCUGCGUCGCUGGGUGCGCGAGUGCCGCAAGGACGCCGCCAUCGCCAAGUCCAAGCCCCUCUACGCCUUCAAGAAGUCCAUCGCCGGCCUCUACGACCCCAAGACGAGGCACGCUUUCCGCAAGACGAAGGUCUCCUUCGCCAAGUUCGAAAUCGCAAAAAUCAGAAACCCUUCAGAGGCUGAGAAGUGUCUGCUGGAAUGUCUCGCAGAGAAGCAAGGACUGAUCAACGGCAGCCAGCUGCAGCCGACCAAGAUCAUGAACGUGAUGACGGCGUUCGGCAAGCGCAUCAACGAGAUGCACGGCCACGCCCGCGUCAACAUCACCAAGCUGAAGCGCAACACGGCCAAGUGCAUUGUCGGCACUCACGGAUCCGCUAAGACCUGUGAACUUGGAUUCCACCUUUACCACUGUCUGAGAUCAGCUAUUAUGGAAGGAGGUUUUGUGCGGCGUAGCGAACAGCAGUCAACCGCAACCUCAUCAUCUGCGCAAAUUUACAAGUUAUCUGAAAGUCGAACUGCGCAUGCCCAGAAGACUGAUAUUGAAAUCAAUUGA
Messenger RNA from Gryllus bimaculatus (two-spotted cricket), 644 nucleotides. Lineage: Eukaryota; Metazoa; Arthropoda; Insecta; Orthoptera; Gryllidae. The record is from the annotation of a GenBank genome assembly.